CCGGCGUCACUGAUCAGAUUUUGCGCAGUAAAAAACCAUAGCCAUCAACGACGAGCUGCGGAAGCUCAACAACUCAAAAUCCCAGCUUGACUCACUGAGUCUCCCCCCUUUCUCCUCGCUUCCUCUCUACACUGCAAAUGAAGUGAAUGAACCCUAAGAUUUUCACUUUCAUCUCUAGAACAAUGCCAUCAUCUCCUAAAUUCUUCCACGCCCGCUCAUCACCCUCCACGCGCAGAUCAACCGUCUUGGUUGUCUCCGCCUGUCUCCUCAUCGGAAUGGUUGGAUUCGCCGUCGGACUCGCUACCAUCCUCUCCGCGAGUUACCGGCAGGGCUACAACUGCCUCACCAACCGCCAGCCCACCUCAGUACGCGUAAUUUGGGACUCUAACAGCAACUAUAAGCUUAACAAUGGCAUUGUCGAUGUUGAAGUGAAGAGACACAAAGUGAUGGCGUUUGUGGGCAUUCAAACCGGGUUUGCAUCAACAGGUCGCAGACGGUCCCUUAGGAUGACAUGGAUGCCGUCCGAUCGGCAAGGUCUUCAACGCUUGGAAGAGUCUACUGGUUUAGCUUUCAGGUUUGUUAUCGGUAGAACAAAGGAUAAGGCAAAGAUGGAAGAACUCAGAAAGGAGGUUGCCGAAUAUGAUGAUUUCAUGCUACUAGAUAUUGAGGAAGAGUACAGUAAGCUCCCAUACAAAACGUUAGCCUUCUUCAAGGCAGCAUAUGCUCUCUUUGAUUCUGAUUUCUAUGUCAAAGCUGAUGAUGACAUAUAUUUGAGACCAGACCGCCUUUCAUUGCUAUUGGCUAAAGAACGUCCUCACUCUCAGACUUAUCUUGGAUGCAUGAAAAAGGGUCCAGUUUUUACUGAUCCAAAGCUUAAAUGGUAUGAACCUUUAUCCCGUUUGCUGGGGAAUGAGUACUUUCUUCAUGCUUAUGGUCCAAUAUAUGCUCUUUCUGCUGAUGUUGUGGCCAGUUUGGUUGCUCUCAGAAACAACAGUUUCCGGAUGUUCAGUAAUGAGGAUGUUACAAUUGGUGCCUGGAUGCUUGCAAUGAAUGUUGACCAUGAAGACAAUCGAGCACUAUGUGAACCAGAGUGUACGCCAUCUUCUAUUGCUGUUUGGGAUAUUCCCAAAUGUUCAGGGCUUUGUAAUCCAGAAAAGAAGUUGUUGGAACUCCAUAAAAUAGAGAGCUGCUCAAGUAGCCCAACUUUUGCAUCUGACGAUGAAUAGUAGUGCUGCUAAACUUUAAUUUGGUCAAACAAACAAGGUAACUCAGGAAAUUGUUCUUUCAACUACAGUGUAACCAAUUCUUUAUAGUCCCAAAUCCCCAAUCCGCAAUUAUCUUUUCCUUUUUUUGUAUGUAAUAUAUUAUUUCUUCGGAUGAUAUGCAAGUUGGGAAAAAAUGAAACUUUUACACUAA
Messenger RNA from Carica papaya (papaya), 1416 nucleotides. RefSeq names its product putative beta-1,3-galactosyltransferase 14. The record is from RefSeq and is a predicted model, not a curated record. NCBI's taxonomy places the organism in Eukaryota, Viridiplantae, Streptophyta, Magnoliopsida, Brassicales, Caricaceae. Gene Ontology annotation, cellular component: Golgi membrane. Gene Ontology annotation, molecular function: galactosyltransferase activity.